This is a messenger RNA of Rhizophagus irregularis DAOM 181602=DAOM 197198, 839 nucleotides long. The record is from RefSeq and is a predicted model, not a curated record. Lineage: Eukaryota; Fungi; Glomeromycota; Glomeromycetes; Glomerales; Glomeraceae.
UAAAAAAAAAAAAAAAAAAAUUUUUUUUAUAGAAUGGCAAUAUGAUCCAAGAAAAGGUUCUUUUAAUUUAUUCCUUUCAAAACUUGACAGACAAAAUAAAGGAAUAUUAAUAGAAUUAUUCGAUUUAUUCGCCAUGACUAUGGAACAAUCUCAUAUUAAUCAAAUGCAUCCAACUCGUAUUUUAAAAUCAAUGGCUCUUCAAGUUUUUAAUGAAUCACAAACGAAAACUCAUGAAAAUUUUCAAUCUGCUUAUCAAGAAUGGUUAAAAUUUUCGAACGCUUUAAUUCAUUUAUUUUUAGCUUAUUUAAGAGAAAGAGCUUGUUCAACUCAAUUACCUGAAAGAUUACAUUUAUUAUUAAGGGAUUAUGUUGAUUGUAGAAAAAAAUGUUUAAUGAAUAGUAGUGUUAGUGGUAAUGGUAAGGAUAUUAUUAUAAGUGAACAUAUUUUACCUGAUAUAACUAUCGCUGAUUUAGAUGAAGUCAUUAGAUCAAGAAUUAAUUAUAAUAAUAAUAAUAGUAAUAAUAAUAAUAAUUCAAAUGAUUCUAAUUCAAAUAGUAGAAAAUCAAGUCUUCUUAGAAAAUCCACCAAAACUCUUAACAAUAGAAAUUCUUUAUCAGAUAUGUUUCCUGAAUUAUUUGAAACUUUACAAACAUUAAAACGUAAAGCAAGUUUUAAAUCUUCUCCAAAUAUAGUUCUUUUAGAUGAUCCUAGAACUGUUGAAGCUAAAUGGGAUGAAUUACAAAAUAAAGGUUUUGGUAUCAUGUCUGAAGAAGCAUUAAAAUUAUUCUUUGCUUAUGAUGAUAGAGAUGUAAAUCCUAAUCCUAUUAGUGUUGGAAGAA